AUGAUAGGUCCCGAAACGACUCCGAGCCCCAAGGACGAGGACGCAUCGAGCCAACGCCGCUCGACCGACUGCCUUCUCUCGUGCACGAAGGCGUGGGUCCGGCCCGAAGUGCGUCGAAAAGGGCAGUCGCGCGAGUGCGAAAUGGUGCCAUGUUGGGGGUGUGUCUUCUCGAUCCUCUUCGUCGGAUUCCCGGGAGGGUGCCGGAUGAGCCAGGAGAAAUUUUCGGAGGCAAAAUGCUGCCCGGGACCGGACAACCAUGCUACAUACAACGCGAACGAGGGAGUGGCCAGCUGUCGGGGCGCAGGGGCCUCCCCGACCUCCCCGCCAGAUUGCAGGGCCGAGCUCGGAGUCCACUUGUCGAAUUCGUCUCACCUCGAUUCCAUCUCUGCCUCGGGCUCUUUCUGCCACGACGAUUUCCUGGUUCGGGAAGGUGACAAUGACACGAUUCUCGAGGCUUACUUAUUCUGUAACUCUGUGAAAUCAGACCGGAACCAGGCGAAGAAGACGAUCCUUCUCCCGAAAUGUUGUCCAUUGGAGGAAGGCUUCGAUCGAGUUCAAAGAAUGUGCGUAUCCCGUCCCUUUCACGGGACACUUCCGAGGCUAAAUUCAAUGGAAGCAGAGACAUGGGAUCCGUCACGAUACUAUUAUCUCGUCCGUGUCGAUGACCUGGCUUCCAACCCCUGUUCCAAGAAGUACUUGAGGCCGGGCAAGGAUCCGCGGCAGCAUUACGAAGUCCAGGAAACGGGACGCCUUCGCGUCCGGGCCAUGAAUGACACGUACCCGAUCGGGGAAUACUGCCUGGAUCAUUUCCUUCUUGCCAAUGGAUCCUGGAUCCAGAUGGCUCUGGCCUGCGAUCCGGAGGAGAAGAGGAUCCUUCAGGAAUGCGAAGACAGGGUGUGUGUCCAAAAGUGCUGCCCCUUGGGUCAGUUUUUGCACAAAUCCGAAAAGAGGCCUCAAUGCAUCCCCGGGGGAGUGGCCUGGGAUCACAGGAAUCUUUUCGGAUCCCAUAGUGAAAGUCGAAGUCUUCCCGAGAAGGAAGUCCACAACAUCACGAGCUACCCGAAAUGCCCGGGUAUAUCGGGCGCAGGCCAUCUGCUGCAGCCAACUGAGGAUCCGAGAGACAGUUUCUCUCUGACGUCAUCGGGGGCAUUGCAAAUCGAGGCAGGGAUCUCGAUCCCGGUUCCCCGAUAUUGCAUCGAUUAUGCUGGGAACAGCAGCGAAGCAACGCAGCUCGUGGCCCUCGUCUGCGCCAUGGAAAUUUCGCACGAAGAAAGUGACACGAUGUAUUUCAUCAAAUCCGUUCUCAUCAUUCUUCUGGCCGUAUUUCUGCUCCUCACCUUCCUCCUCUACCUGGCUCUGCCCGAGAGCACGAGCGUCCACGGCGUGACUCUUCUCUCCUAUGUCGGCUGCCUCUUGGUCGCCAGCGUUGCCCUCAUCGUCGGCCAGAUCGGAGCCCACAACGGCAUCUCCAACUCUUUCUGCCUUGCUUCCGUCCUGCUCACCUUCUACGGGUACCUCGCCGCAUUCUUCUGGCUCAACGUCAUGAGCUUCGACGUCUGGUUCACCGUCAGGAGAGAGAGAAACAUGAAGUUGAUCGGCUACAACCUCUAUGCGUAUGGAGCAUCCGCCGUCAUCUUCAUAAUAGCAUGCAUCCUGGAAUUCACUCCCGGUAUACCUCCUCACAUCAUCAAACUGGACGUGGACCCCGAGCAACGAUGCGGGUUCAACGGUACUCAAUCCCAUUCAUCCAAUUAG
Messenger RNA from Darwinula stevensoni, 1755 nucleotides. The record is from the annotation of a GenBank genome assembly. Lineage: Eukaryota; Metazoa; Arthropoda; Ostracoda; Podocopida; Darwinulidae.